UGGCGGCGGGCGGCGAUGGGCACGGCGGCCGUGCACCUCCUGCUGCUGCUGGGGUUGCUGCACGCCGGACCCGGCGGCGAGGGCAGGAAGGGCUGGCGGCGGCGGGGCCCGGCGGCCCGCGAGCGCGGCGAGGCGGCGGCCGCGGCGGCGGCGGCGGCGCCGGCCGAGAGCUUCCCGCUGGACUUCACCGCCGUGGAGGGCAACAUGGACAGCUUCAUGGCGCAGGUCAAGAGCCUGGCGCAGUCGCUGUACCCCUGCUCGGCCCAGGCGCUGCCGCACGACCUGCGCCUGCACCUCCUGCACAACGCCUCGGUCACCUGCAACGACGGCAGCCCGGCCGGCUACUACCUCAAAGAGUCGAAGGGCAGUCGGCGGUGGCUGCUGUUCCUGGAAGGGGGCUGGUACUGCUUCAACAGGGAGAACUGCGACACGCGCUACGACACCAUGCGGAGGCUGAUGAGCUCCAAGGAGUGGCCGGCGACCAGAGUGGGAACGGGGAUCCUGUCGUCACAGCCGGAGGAGAACCCCCACUGGUGGAACGCCAACAUGGUAUUCAUCCCGUAUUGCUCAAGUGAUGUUUGGAGCGGUGCCUCUUCCAAGUCUGAGAAAAACGAAUACGCCUUCAUGGGAGCGCUGAUCAUCCAGGAGGUCAUCAAGGAGCUCGUGGGAAAAGGUCUUAGCACUGCGAAAGUGCUGCUGCUGGCAGGGAGCAGUGCUGGAGGAACAGGAGUGCUGCUGAACGUGGAUCGUGUGGCAGAGCAGCUGGAGGAGAUGGGGUACCAAGGGAUCCAGGUGCGUGGCUUAGCAGACUCUGGGUGGUUCCUGGAUAACAAGCAGUACCGCAGAACUGACUGCAUCGAUACCAUCACGUGUGCUCCAACAGAAGCCAUCAGAAGGGGAAUAAGGUACUGGAAUGGUAUUGUUCCUGAACGCUGUAAGCUGCAGUUUAAAGAGGGAGAAGAAUGGAAUUGUUUUUUUGGAUAUAAGAUUUACCCCACUCUUCGAUGUCCGGUCUUUGUUGUCCAGUGGCUGUUUGAUGAGGCCCAGCUUACUGUGGACAAUGUACACCUCACUGGCCAGCCUGUUCAGGAGGGGCAGUGGCUCUACAUCCAGAAUCUGGGUAGGGAGCUGAGGAACACCUUGAAGGACGUGACUGCUAGCUUUGCUCCUGCCUGUUUGUCUCAUGAGAUCAUUACACGCAACCAUUGGACGGACAUCCAGGUGAAGGGGACAUCAUUACCCCGCGCCCUGCACUGCUGGGAUCGGAGCCUACAUGAGAGCAACAAAAAUGGGAAGGCUCCUCUGAAAGGUUGCCCAAUUCAUCUGAUUGACAGCUGUCCGUGGCCCCACUGCAACCCCUCGUGCCCCACUAUCAGGGACCAGUUCACAGGGCAGGAGAUGAACGUGAUCCAGUUCCUCAUGCACAUGGGUUUUGACGUGCAGAAGAUGGCACAGCAACAGGGCCUGGAGCCCAGUAAACUCCUGGGGAUGCUCAGCAGUGGUAACUAGGAGGGGAUCUUGCCAGGGGCAGAGAGAUUAGAUCAGGAGGAGACUCGGAGCCCUUCUCCCACACUCUCUAAUCUUCCUUACGCUCAUGCAGGCUGGUGCACGCUCACCCCCACGCAGGCUGAAACCUGCACACCCCCAUUUGCUCCCACACUCUUGCACACUUUGGAUGUGUUAAGAAAAAGAAAAAAAAAAGCAAUUUCUUGCUCACACUGUUUGACUGGAACGUGUUACCUCCAAGCUCCAGGGCUCGGUCUUGGCCAUUCACAUCCUCUUCUGUGUUACACAAGGCAAUCUGACACAGCGAGUAGAGAAGCCAUAAACAUAGCACGAUGAGAACCUUCCCCAGAUCUAGGACUUUCUCCCUUGCCAUGAAUUUGACAUCAUAGACUCGUACAAGUGGUGAAAAAAGCAAGCACUGGAUUUCUUUUGUCCAACUAGAAGUGAAGAAAUGAUUACAUGACUUCCUGGAGGCCAGCAUCUCAUCAUGUAUCGCAGUGCACAAACCAAGGACACGUGCUAGGGAUGGACACUCUUGUAAUCAACUUACUUUUGUCUUAUUUUAUAAAAUGACUUUUUUAUUACUUUUUUAAAACUAAGCAAGAAAUAUAAAUGAUAUUGUUUUGUAACAUAUUUUUUUUUAAAUAACGAAGAAACCUCUUGCUACUUUGGCAAUGUGGACAUAUUUAUUUUAAUAUGUAAAAUGCUAUUUAUAAGAGCUGACCAGAGAACCAUUCAUAUGUCUUUGUAAAGUUGUAUAUGCUGCUCAUUUGGAUGGGAUUUCCUUACGAUCACUGUGCCUGGCGGUGGGCUGAGAGUGGUGUUGUCAUUUUAUAAUAACGAGACUCUGGUGUUCCCCUUGCAGUUUGCUUUGUCGUUCCCUCUAAAGAAGAUUGUAGUGUAUGAAGAUGCAGAUUUUCACCCAGCAGCUGCUGUUUGCAUCCUUACACGGCAUUUUCAGCUUGAGGAUUGUGAUAUAUCAGCUAUUCCGGGGCAUUGCAUUUUAAGAUAUGUUUUUAUAGCAGUUAAGAAAGGUUUGGUUCAAGCGGGCCUGUCUCGAAAGGCAAAGUGUUUCCAACAUAAAAGCACAAGACAAGAAACAA
Molecule: messenger RNA, 2609 nt
Organism: Tympanuchus pallidicinctus (lesser prairie-chicken)
Lineage: Eukaryota; Metazoa; Chordata; Aves; Galliformes; Phasianidae
Gene: NOTUM
Product: notum, palmitoleoyl-protein carboxylesterase
Exons: 11
Coding region: 16-1509 (497 amino acids)
Molecular function (GO): hydrolase activity
Source: RefSeq, a predicted model, not a curated record